This is a messenger RNA of Haplochromis burtoni (Burton's mouthbrooder), 3963 nucleotides long. It is a transcript of the gene rtel1, whose product is annotated as regulator of telomere elongation helicase 1. The record is from RefSeq and is a predicted model, not a curated record. Lineage: Eukaryota; Metazoa; Chordata; Actinopteri; Cichliformes; Cichlidae. Gene Ontology annotation, biological process: DNA repair; DNA recombination; DNA replication. Gene Ontology annotation, cellular component: nucleus. The coding region runs from base 277 to 3693 and encodes 1138 amino acids. The transcript is spliced from 32 exons. Gene Ontology annotation, molecular function: DNA polymerase binding; DNA binding; DNA helicase activity.
GUUGUUGUUGGAGUGUUCAGGAUUCCGUGACCCUUUGAACGCACCAGUCGUCAGCGUCACAGUGCGCAUGGGCAAGUUAACAAAGCUGGCGCGAAACAACAAGAGUUGGGAAUUCCUUUCUACUGAGUCUAAACGAGCCAGUGUUAAAAGUACAUUAUACCACAGUUCAGCCAUUUUAACGGGUCAAACAGUAGAAGGGACUACAGCGCUAGAAGAAGUACCUCUCUAAACAAGAACAACUACUCUUGCUGCUGCCGACUGACGCCAGAUGACAGAAUGCCUUCACUGACUCUUAGCGGAGUGGCUGUAAAUUUCCCUUUUUCUCCCUACGAAUGUCAGAAGGCAUACAUGAACAAAGUGAUCGAAUGUCUUCAGAAGAAAGUCAAUGGUGUUCUGGAGAGCCCCACAGGCACAGGUAAGACUUUGUGCCUACUGUGCGCCACCCUGGCCUGGAGGGAGAACUUCAAGGACACCAUCUCUGCUCGGAAGAUAGCAGAGAGGCUGGGCAAGGAGAUGUUUCCAAACACACCUCUGUCUUCCUGGGGGACAGCUGCCACUGAUGGUGACAAACCAACUUACUACACUGAUGUCCCCAAGAUCGUAUACGCAUCGAGGACACAUUCUCAGCUUGCACAAGUUAUUAGUGAAUUAAAGAACACUUCAUACAGGCCAAAGGUGUGUGUGCUGGGCUCAAGAGAGCAGUUGUGUAUUAACCAGGAAGUCAUGCGUCAGGAGAGCAACCACGUCAAAGUUCAUAUGUGCAGAGCCAAAGUUUCCACCAGGUCAUGUGUCUACUACAACAACGUUGAAGAUAAGAGCACUGACAGAGAUUUGGUUAAUUCUAUCCUCGAUGUGGAAGAUUUGGUCCAAUUUGGCACCAAACAGAGAGUCUGUCCUUACUACCUCUCCCGUUCACUGAAACAACAAGCAGAUGUCAUUUUUAUGCCAUACAACUACUUGCUAGAUCCAAAGAGCCGCAAGGCACACAAUAUCGACCUGAAUGGAGCUGUGGUUAUCUUUGACGAAGCUCACAAUGUGGAGAAGACAUGUGAAGAAUCAACCUCGUUUGAUCUGACUCCCUAUGAUGUAGCCUCGGCCAUCAAUGCUGUGGACAGGCUGCUUGUGGAGCAGGCUAAAGAAAUCAGCCACAAAGACUCUGUGAGUGAAGACGUCAACGUGGAAUCCCUCAGCUCUGGUUUAAAGUUAGAUUUGUCCACCAUCGCUAAAAUCAAACAGAUACUACUGGAUCUGGAAGCUGCCAUUGAUUCCUAUGAUGUUCCAAGUGAAAAAGGCAUUACCAAACCUGGAAUUUUCAUCUAUGAGGUGUUAGAAAGAGCUCAUCUGACCUACAGCAACAAGACGGCAGUCUAUGAAGCUCUGGAGCAGAUCAGUGGAUACCUGGCAGGACAGCCCGGAAUAUUCCUCAAUACAAGUGGACUCCAGAAGCUGUCUGAUAUCAUACAGCUGGUAUUUUGUGGUGAACCGUCAGAAAAGGACAGACAGCACCAGAUGGAGACCAACACGGCUCAUUUUAAGGUUCAUAUCCAUCGGGACACCAGCUUUCACAAAAAGAAACAGAGUGUUGACGUGUGGGCUUCAUCUUCAUCAAAAAAACAAGGCAAUAUUCUGAGUUACUGGUGCUUCUCUCCGGGCUUCAGUAUGCAAGAUCUGGUGAAUCAAGGCGUUCGCUGCAUCAUUCUGACCAGUGGUACCCUCUCUCCCCUGUCGUCUUUCACAUCUGAGAUGAGAAUAGAAUUCCCAGUACGUCUGGAGAACAACCAUGUGAUUGAGCGGGACCAGAUCUUUGUGAGCAUCAUUGCACAAGGGCCUGAUGGAGCGCACCUAAGUUCAGCGUUUGAUCGGAGGUUUGUUCCUGAAAACAUGGCGUCUUUAGGCAACACCGUUGCUAACCUGAGCCGUGUGGUUCCUCACGGACUCUUAGUAUUUUUCCCUUCCUUCCCUUUAAUGGAAAAAACAUUGGAAUUCUGGAAAGCUAACGGACAUGCAAACCGCAUUGAGAACAUAAAGCCUAUGUUUGUUGAACCUAAAGGGAAGGGCACCUUUAAUGACGUUAUUGAUGGUUAUUACGGCAAAGUCAAUGAUCCAGCAUCCAAAGGAGGAUCCUUCUUUGCUGUGUGUCGAGGGAAGGCGAGCGAGGGUCUGGAUUUUGCAGACACCUAUGGUCGGGGUGUUAUCAUCACUGGCCUUCCUUUCCCUCCAAAGAACGACCCUCGAGUCAUCCUGAAAAUGCAAUUUUUGGAUGAGAUGAAUCGAAAGAAAGCUCCAGGGCUCAAGUACUUAUCAGGGCAAGACUGGUACAAACAGCAGGCUUUCAGAGCUGUGAAUCAGGCCAUCGGUAGAGUGAUUCGUCACAAGGAAGACUAUGGAGCGAUCUUCUUGUGUGAUCAGAGAUUUAAAAGUGCCGAUGCCCGGGCUCAGCUUCCAUCGUGGGUGAGGUCAUAUGUGCGCCUCUGUGACAGCUUUGGCAACGUGGUCCGUGAUGUCUCGCAGUUCUUCAGGAUUGCACAAAAAAUGAGGCCUGUGGUUGAGAAGAAGGCUCCAGCAGACAGCUGUGCGACUGUGUGUUCAUCAGACACUCAGUCCUCCAGUUUCACCUCUUGCUCCUCCUCACAAACGUCUCACACCCAGAAGGCCAAAGUGCUGGACACCUGCCUUCCCAGCCUGAAGAGGAGGAGACUCAAUGAGAACAGUGGAGCCAGUGGAAUGGCCAGGAUCUGCCUUGAGUAUGAGAGUGAGGUGCAGGACAGUCAGAGGAGACCAGCCAACCUGCUGGAUGCUUUGGAGCAAGGCAACCACGGCACUGGAGAGGACAGUGAUUUUACCAUGGGAGAGGAAAAGGCAAAUCAUUUGUCCACACUGUCUCUUCAAUACGAUAAGAGGAUGGAGGAUGAGUUGCGGGGUGGAAAACGUAAAAUCAAGUUGGUCCAAGAACAGAAGCCGAGUGUCUCUGAGGAUUUGUCUGAAGAAGGAAAGGCGAGCAGGGCUAAGAAAUUCCUGGCCGACAUGAAGAAGUCCCUGAGUCAGGUCAGCUUUGACCGCAUCAUACGGGCUCUGCAGACCUACAAAAAGACCGACAACCUGGAUCACCUGCUGACUGAGACAGCAAUUUUAAGUGAAGACACUAAUACUCAGAGUCUCCUCCAUGGCUUCUACCAGUUUGUUCGCCCACACCACAAAAAGAGGUUUGAUGAAAAUUGCCAGGAGCUGACAGGGAAGGGCUGUGGAUACAAACCUGAUCACACUCUGUCCAAGGAUGAGAAGAAGACUGUAAUGCUGCAGAACGGUUCUACAUCAAAGAAUGAAGUCCACACUACCUUUCUGACUGAUGUGAAAAAAGCUCUUGGGGCAGAGAGAUCGACACAGCUCUUUCAGGCUAUUCACACCUACAAAAACACAGACAACUAUGAAAAACUGGUGACCACAGCAGUGAACUUAUUCACUGAGAGAGAUGAGAACUUCGGCCUUCUUGUCAGAUUUGGUAUGUUUAUUCGUCCUAACCACAAGAAGCAGUACAAAGACAUGUUGGAUGGCUUGAUAGGUCAGCCAGUCUCUGCUUCUGAUGUUCCUGUUAUGAUUGAGGAGCAGCAAGAACAACCUGAAGCUUCGCUUUUGUCUCCUUUGAGGUCCCAAAGCAAGAUUUCCAGUUAUUUCUCAAGCAGCCAAAGAAGAUAGAAUGCAAGUGAAUACUAAAUGAAUGGUCCAGAAUUCCUUAUUGAGUUCAGGGUAUCAUAGUUCAAACUAACGUGAGUUAAAUUUCUGUCUGUUGUCUUCAGUGACCAUCCCAGGAACAAGUCUGUUCCUCUGCUGAGUGGAUCUUCUUUUUUUAACUUGUUCUUGAUGUUUGAUGUUUUGAAUGUAACUGUAAAGAAAUUAGCUUUUUUCCAUGUGAUGAAAUGUAAAUCUGAUAUGGAUAAAUAAAAUCUUUUUCAUUUUGUAAGAUAA